AAUACUUGUUCUCUCCGCAGGCUCCGAAGCUGGCUGAGACCUAUUGCGUCUGCCACCUGGCCACCGGGGACAUGCUGCGGGCCAUGGUGGCCUCAGGGUCGGAGCUGGGCAAGCGGCUCAAAGAGACGAUGGAUUCGGGGAAGUUGGUGAGCGACGAGAUGGUGGUGGAGCUUAUUGAGAAUAACCUUGACUCCCCUCCCUGCAAAAAUGGCUUCCUUCUGGAUGGCUUCCCACGCACUGUGAGGCAGGCAGAAAUGCUGGAUGAGCUCCUGGAGAAGAGGAGAGAGAAGCUGGACUCUGUCGUUGAGUUCAGCAUCCCCGACUCCUUACUCAUCCGGAGAAUCACUGGACGGCUGAUUCACCCAGCAAGUGGCCGUUCUUAUCACGAGGAGUUCAGACCCCCGAAAGAGCACAUGAAGGACGAUGUCACUGGAGAGCCUCUGAUCCGCCGUUCAGAUGAUAACGAAACUGCCUUGAAAACCCGCCUGAAGGCCUAUCACACGCAGACCUCCCCCCUGGUCUCCUACUACAGCAAGCGAGGGAUCCAUACGGCAGUGGACGCCUCCCAGUCUCCCGACGUCGUGUUUGCUAGCAUCCUGGCAGCCUUCUCAAGAGCAACAUUGCGGCCAGUUGGGACCUGCUGAGGAUAAGAAUAGGACUUGGAAGUCAGUUUUCUCCUUGGCCAAAGCCACGGGAAGAGUGAAGAGAGAUGAAGAUGUGUUGAGCCUCUCCUGAUCCCAAAGUCUAAAUAAAGCCUUAUUUCAAAAUGAGUAAUUUUUCAAGGCCUGGGAGACAGAGUUAUUAACCACUGCUUUCACGUGCCCUUGAGCCAGCGACCUUCCUUAUGAGAUCACGGAAAUGUACUUGUGUGGUUUUUUUUUGUGUUUUUUUUUUUUUUUGAGCAAAUCAAACAGCUCAGUCUGGCUCUCCGUUUGAGGACAUUGUGUGCGUUGUGGUUAGUGCCCCAGCUUCCCAGGACCUUAUGUUGCUAUAUAGCAACCCUAUAAGCUAGUAAUGACCUUUGCCCCUGUAGGAAUUCAGCUCUACCUAGAGGCCCCUGCUGUAAAUACAGACUGGCCCAGAUAAAACUUGCUGUCCUUUGGCCUUCCAUCUAUGUUUGCUGACUUAGUGUUACUGAGUACCUUUCUCUUAGGGGAGAUGACAUGUCUCCCUCCGCUGUGUGCCAAGCUGCCAUGGGUGGUGUGUCCAGAGCAGAUGUCCAACCCUCAGGAAUCCUUUACUCUUUUUCUUGGUAAUUUCUCUUUUUUCAGAAAAUCAUUCACUGUCACAUUUACGUCCUUUCCAAGGAAACAAUCUCUUCUCGUUCAGCAAACUGGAAAUAAUCCUAGAAACUGAAAGCAGUCUUCUUGUUGCUCUUGAAAGCAUGUGACUGCCAGGAGAGGGGUCUGAAAGUAACCAGUAGUUCUGGUUUCGUCAGCAGCCCGUAGUCCCCUGAGAUUUCCCCAGAUGGCCAUUGCCUUGUUGCUCGUCUCUCGCUUUCCUGUGAAAGGGCAGCCCCAGCACAUGGAGUCAGUGUGCUGGGAGGUCAGGAUAGCAGCAGCAGAACUGUUGUGCUGCAAGCAGCAGAGAGGAGACUGCGUACGUUAGAGCUGCUUCUUCAUCUCGAUGAAUAUAAAGACAUUACGAGCGGAAGCAGCUUUUAUCUUGGCAUUUCUUGGCCAGUUCAUGUUCCUGGAUUUGGUCAAGGUUUUACUCCACAGCAAGAACAACGUGUUCUUCCGCUCUUUGCUCCUUUCCUCCUCGUGUUCACUUUGUAUCCAGCUCACCAGCCUUUCUCAGCCAUAAACGAUGAUUCAUUUUGGUUUUUUCCCCCUAAAUCUAUUUUUUUCUCUCUUUGUUCCCAUUUA
Messenger RNA from Struthio camelus australis, 1868 nucleotides. The record is from RefSeq and is a predicted model, not a curated record. Lineage: Eukaryota; Metazoa; Chordata; Aves; Struthioniformes; Struthionidae.